AUGGAGGAGGAGGAGGCUGCUGCUGCUCAGAAGGUUGCCGUCAUCUGGUUGGAGGUCCCUGCCGCUUGGAAGGCUGCAAAGGAGGAGGCCCAAAGGGAGAUGCAUCUUGAAGAAUCGCAGUUGAGGGACACCAAUGGCAGUAUUAUGGAGGACAGCGAUGAGAUCAGAGGUCAGAUUCUUCAGAUCUUGUUGGACUGCCCCUCUAGGGAAGAUAAAGCCUUAGGGCCAAAUGGCUUCCCACCCUUCUUCUUUCAUCGAUAUUGGUCGAUCGUCAGUGCAGAGGUGACUAAGGCUGUGCAGAUGGUUUUUGGGACUAGAGGCAUACUAGAGCAGUGGAAGAGGAUGCUGAUCAUCCUCAUCCCGAAGAGACUUGAUACGUCGGCACCUGGGUACUUUAGGCCUAUCAGCCUCUACACCAUUCUUUAUAAGUGGAUCCCUGAUCGUCGGAGGUUGAUGGAGAUCAAACUAGACAUGGAGCGCGUGUAUGAUCGAAUGAGCUGGAGGUUUGUGUGGCAGACGCUUCAGGAGUUUGGCUUUCAUGACAGGUGGACUGAUUGGGUUAUGGACUGUAUGGAAGGCCCGAGCUUUGCCAUCCUGAUCAACGGCUCUCCGAUAGAUUCAGGGGAUGAGCUGGAGCCCUACUGGUCUGUCCUUGGGAUGCAGCUUUUGUUGCAUCUUUUAUUUGCAGAUGACUGCUUACUCAUCGAUCGGAUCUCACUGUGCAAUACGAGGUACUUCGCAUCUACGAUGGAGGCCUACUAUCAGAUGUCUGGACAGUGUAUGAAUUUGCAGAAGUCCACUAUCAUCUUCAGUCCAAAGAUGAAGGUCCAGGUGAAGCACGUGAUUCGAGAUAGGCUGAAGAUUUUCGAGCAGAUUGGGACUCUGACUUAUCUUGGUGUCCCCAUCAUGAGUCGGAGACUGCAGAGGGCUAAUUGCAAGCUCAUGGGGCAAAAGAUUCAGGAGCACCUCGAUGGCUGGCAAGCCCAUUCCUUUUCUAUGCUGGGGAGGGCUACACUCGUGAGAGUGAUCACGGACUGCACCUGCUCUCAUAGAAAGUUGUCUGCCAGCUUGUGCAUGAUGGGGGCUUGGGGAUCUAGUCUUUACUCUCAAAAGGGAGCUGAUGAUUGCCAGACAUGCUAUGAGAUUCCUCACCCAGCACAACUAUAUGUGGAGCAGGAUGAUGAGAGCUCAUUAUAG
This is a messenger RNA of Elaeis guineensis (African oil palm), 1197 nucleotides long. NCBI's taxonomy places the organism in Eukaryota, Viridiplantae, Streptophyta, Magnoliopsida, Arecales, Arecaceae. The record is from RefSeq and is a predicted model, not a curated record.